AUGGAACUUCAAGUAAACCUGGAUAUGAAGCGUGGUUGUUCGUUCCUUAUUGCGUUCUUGUUCUCCAUCGACCUUGUUGCACGUUCGGAAGCCAUCGGUGUCCACAAUUGGUCAUCGAUAUUGAACAACCAGCCGUCGAAGAAUUGGGUCAUCCUUUUGGCUGGCUCCGACACGUGGACAAAUUAUCGACAUCAAGCGAACGUUUACCACGCCUAUCAAGUCGUGCGUGCAAACAAUGUUCCACCGGAGAAUAUAAUUACCUUCGCCGUGGACGAUAUUGCAAACAAUCGCAGCAAUCCGUUUAAAGGCAGCGUGUUCCAUGACUACAGGCACGAAGAUGUCUACAACGGUGUGGUAAUUGACUACCGCGACAAGGAUGUCAAUCCGAAAAUGUUCGAGAAAGUACUGAAAGGCGAUAAGACACUUGAGAGACAAGGGAAGAAGGUGCUGAAUAGCGGUCGAGAUGACUACGUGUUCAUCUAUUACACUGGCCAUGGUUUGCCUUACGAGAUUUCCUUUCCAAGUGAAAAUCUCGAUGCCGCGGAGUUCAACAAACUCCUCAUCUACCUGUAUUCAAACUAUAAGUACAAGAAAAUGGUGCUUUACAUGGAUGCUUGCCGCUCCGGCUCUAUCUUCCAGGGUAUGCUUCCUUCAGAAGUGGGAAUCUACGCGACAACAUCAGCCAAGGACAAUGAGGACAGUUUUGCUGAGUUUUGUGAGGACAGCCGAAUCAGUGUUUGCCUAGCGACCGAAUUCUCGUAUGCCUGGAUUACAGAUUCUCAGUUCAAGGACAUUAAAACGCGUACACUGGAUCAACAGUACGAAGAGGUGAAAAGAAGGACAGUAAGUAGUCACGUGAUGAGGUACGGUGAGAUGGCGAUGAAAAGUCUCCCAGUUGGGAAAUUCCAAGGUCAUUAUGAUCUACCGAUGCACCGAAAUGACAAGGAAAUAGCACUGAGUGCUGCAGAUAGAAAACCGUCUUCGCGGGUUUACUUGUUUUCAAUGUCACGAAACCUGAUGGAGGCGAUAACAGUGGAAGAACAUGAAACCGCUUGGCGGAAACUAUACCGAGCGCUUCAGCUUGGUCACAUCGUCAAGGAAAUGUUUCGCGACAUUGUCAUGGACGUGACGACCCACUAUAAGCCAUCGGUAAACGAGUUGUCCAACAGGAAUGAGAUCUCGUGUUUCAAGGCAGUAUUCGAUCAUUUCCGGAUGCACUGCUUCACAAUUAAACAGGUCCCCGAGGUAGCUCGGCAAACAGCUCAUCUAAUGGAGCUGUGCAAAGCCGGGUACGAUGCCGAAACCCUCAUCGAGGCUGUCCACAACAUCUGUUCCUAAUGAGCACGUAUUGUGUUGUGUGAUUUUACCAAAAUAAAAUGAACU
Messenger RNA from Opisthorchis viverrini, 1383 nucleotides. RefSeq lists its product as hypothetical. The transcript has 12 exons. Bases 1 to 1338 code for a protein of 445 amino acids. Gene Ontology annotation, molecular function: cysteine-type endopeptidase activity. The record is from RefSeq and is a predicted model, not a curated record. Gene Ontology annotation, biological process: vacuolar protein processing. Lineage: Eukaryota; Metazoa; Platyhelminthes; Trematoda; Opisthorchiida; Opisthorchiidae.